Molecule: messenger RNA, 1659 nt
Organism: Cataglyphis hispanica
Lineage: Eukaryota; Metazoa; Arthropoda; Insecta; Hymenoptera; Formicidae
Product: FUN14 domain-containing protein 2
Exons: 4
Coding region: 163-762 (199 amino acids)
Biological process (GO): autophagy of mitochondrion
Cellular component (GO): mitochondrial outer membrane
Source: RefSeq, a predicted model, not a curated record
AGGCAUAUACGUCAAUUUACGUUCGAUCUGACAGACCGAACAGUCGCACUGUCGCGUCUAACUGGCUCCGAGGGCAUUUUUGCCGAAGAGGUGAGUCGUGUCGAAAUAUCGUAUGUUUUAAUCAAAUACUGAUGUGAAUUGCCUAAAGGGUGCUCAAUAAUCAUGCCGAUCAAGAUGAAUGUCUUUCGCUCAGGAAUGAGAAAACUCGGCAAACGUACCAAGAUGAGUACACCUGCAGCUAAAAAAAAUAAAGAAGAUGCAAACAAAGAAGCUUACAGUAUAGAUACCUCAAAGGAAGUGAGAUCUGUUUUAGAGAAGAUCAUGGGUGAUGUGAGCAAAUCAUCAGCAACUAAACAGAUUCUUAUUGGUACUACAUCAGGAUGGGUAACUGGAUUUGUCACCAUGAAGGUUGGGAAGGUAGCAGCAUGUGCAGUCGGUGGUGGAAUUAUCAUGUUGCAAAUAGCCGCGCAUCAAGGUUAUAUUAAGAUUAAUUGGGACAAGAUUACGAGAAAAGCUGAGAAAAUAACAGAUAAGAUGGAAGAAAAGAUAACUGGCGAGGGACCAAAAUUCAUGGAUAAGGUCGAAAGAUACGUCGAUAAGAAGCUGGAUAAAGCCGAACAAUUGCUGAAACAAGGAGAAAAACGUACGCGACGCUGGUACCAUGCUUUUAUGGGUGAUGAUAUCUUUGAACCAAAGGAAAUCCAUUUUUUCCUAGUUUCAUUCGUGGCGGGAGUCGCACUUGGUAUUGCCACUGCUAACUAGGUAGUAAAUUGCUGCACUCUGAAUGCUACCAAGAGAAAAAUUGAUAUUUCUGUCGUACCAAAAGACAGCCACUCCAUCGUCAUUAUCGAUCACGACGACGUCGUCGACGAGUACAAUCACACUAUUGUGAACGAGGUGAGGAACAAAAUCAAUGAACUGAAGAAAUGGGUGGCACGAACUACGCUUAAUCCUAGAUAAGUAGAUUUAUUUUUUAGUUUGUCAAUUGAUGCUGGUAAUGAGUAAAAUUCACUCGUGUACAGUAGAAUUGCUUCUAACUAAUUUUACGCACAACUGUGUUUAAGAUUUUUGUAUAGAUGUAUUACAAAACACAGAUCUUCAUCUAUGAACAAAAUUAAUAAGUAUAAAUAGAGUUUUACUCAUUGCUCAAUAAUCUAUUUCUAGAAUUAAUACAUCAAACAAAUGAAAGUCCUAUAUUUUUUUCGUAUUUAAAAUUAUAUGAAAAGGAUUACUUAUUUAAAAUUUGAUAGACUGCUAAUUAUUUACUUUAUAUGUUCUAUUUUGUGAAUUUGUAAAAAUGGGAAUAUUUCUUAUAAAACAAAAUUUUGAAAUUUUGAUCGAUUUCAUUAUUGCCAGUUGCAUACAAGGCAUGUGCGAAUACAAAAGCAUAAAUGAUGUGUGUCUAUAAAAUAAAGAGAUUUCUUGUUCAUUCAGAAUGCAGCAAGAAAUUAGUCAUCUUAGGAGAUAUAAACCUCUUGUUAGUAUUAUAUUAUAUACUAUAUUUAUCUUACUAUUGUAAAGAAUCGCGAUUCUUUCUUUCCCUGUUAUUUAUACACUUAACCGAUCUACAUUUCCAUCGCGUCGUUUAUAUAUACUCUUUCUUAUACAAAUAUCUUAGUACACAUGUACCACAUCUUAAAUAAAAAUUAUUUAACAAUG